CUUUGCCCCGGCCCGCCAUGGCCGUGGCUACCGUGGCGGCGCUUUUGGCCGCGGUGGGUGGGGCGCUGUGGCUGGCGGCCCGGCGCUUCGCGGGCUCGGGCCGGCCACGGUUGCCCGGAGGCGGGGACUCGGGCCUCAUGCACGGCAAGACGGUGCUGAUCACGGGGGCCAACAGCGGCCUGGGCCGCGCCACGGCCGCCGAGCUGCUGCGCCUGGGCGCGCGGGUCAUCAUGGGCUGCCGGGACCGCGCGCGGGCCGAGGAGGCGGCCGGGGAGCUGCGACGCGAGCUCCGGCCGCCCGGGGACCCCGCCGCUGGCGGCCCCGAGGCCGGCGGGCCCGGCGAGCUGGUGGUCAAGGAGCUGGACCUCGCGUCGCUGCGCUCCGUGCGCGCCUUCUGUCAGGAGAUGCUCCAGGAAGAGCGUAGACUGGAUGUCUUGAUUAAUAACGCAGGGGUCUUCCAGUGCCCUUAUAUGAAGACUGAAGAUGGGUUUGAGAUGCAGUUUGGAGUGAACCAUCUCGGACACUUCCUGCUCACCAAUCUACUCCUUGGGCUCCUCAAAAGUUCAGCUCCCAGCAGGAUUGUGGUUGUUUCUUCCAAACUUUACAAAUAUGGAGACAUCAACUUUGAAGACUUGAACAGUGAGCAGAGUUACAAUAAAAGCUUUUGUUAUAGCCGGAGCAAACUGGCUAAUAUUCUCUUUACUAGAGAACUCGCCCGCCGCUUAGAAGGCACCAAUGUUACUGUCAAUGUAUUACACCCUGGGAUUGUAAGGACUAACCUGGGCAGACAUAUUCACAUUCCCUUGUUGGCUAGACCACUUUUCAGUUUAGUGUCAUGGGCGUUUUUCAAAUCUCCUGUUGAAGGUGCCCAGACUUCAAUUUAUUUGGCCUCUUCCCCUGAGGUAGAAGGUGUAUCAGGGAAGUACUUUGGGGAUUGUAAAGAGGAAGAACUAUUGCCCAAAGCUAUGGAUGAUUUAGUUGCUAGAAAACUCUGGGAUAUCAGUGAAGUAAUGGUCGGCCUACUAAAAUAGGAGUUAAGAGAACACCUUAUAAAACUGAAUGUCAAUUAUAUCAGUAAUCAGGAAUUGGUGGUGUGGUUUGAGCACUUGCUACUUGAAAAUACUUUUGGUUUAAUAAUAGUAUGCUAAGAACUGAGAUGUAUGAAUAUUUGGAAUUUUCUGAAAGUCUUAAUUUUUGAGGCUAUAUAUCAAAAUAUGAACUUACAUAUAUGCAGUAAAUAUGAAGAAUAAGUAUAAUUUAAAACUACACGUGAACAAGCAUGGGUUAUAAAUAUUAAAGGAGUUACUGAUUUAAAACAGAUACCUUGAGUUUUUCAUGUACCUCUGAGUUUCAUGGCCAAAGUGUUCGUAUUUUUAUUAGCGUGAAAAUAAUAUGCUUGAUGUACCUGUGCACAGAUCUUACUUGGAAUAAAUAUUUUGAUACAAAC
Sorex fumeus (smoky shrew) is the source of this 1447-nucleotide messenger RNA. RefSeq names its product retinol dehydrogenase 14 (gene RDH14). Bases 18 to 1031 code for a protein of 337 amino acids. The record is from RefSeq and is a predicted model, not a curated record. Lineage: Eukaryota; Metazoa; Chordata; Mammalia; Eulipotyphla; Soricidae. The transcript has 2 exons.